Pectinophora gossypiella (pink bollworm) is the source of this 2443-nucleotide messenger RNA. RefSeq names its product general transcription factor IIH subunit 2 (gene Ssl1). NCBI's taxonomy places the organism in Eukaryota, Metazoa, Arthropoda, Insecta, Lepidoptera, Gelechiidae. Gene Ontology annotation, biological process: DNA-templated transcription; regulation of transcription by RNA polymerase II; nucleotide-excision repair. Gene Ontology annotation, cellular component: transcription factor TFIIH holo complex; transcription factor TFIIH core complex. Gene Ontology annotation, molecular function: zinc ion binding. Bases 149 to 1351 code for a protein of 400 amino acids. The record is from RefSeq and is a predicted model, not a curated record. The transcript has 9 exons.
AUUUUCAUUUUCAACGUUUGUGUGUGCGUGAUAGAUAGUCUUUCUAUGCUGUUGUGGAUGUGGAUUUCUUAAUAUUUUCUCACUGAAUAGGUGAAAAUAAUAUUUUAGUUUUAGGUAAGGUAACGACGUUCAUUUAUAAUAAUUAAGAAUGGCAGAUGAUGAGCAAGAUUCAAAGGAAUACCGGUGGGAAACAGGUUAUGAAAAGACUUGGGAGGCUAUCAAAGAGGAUGAAGAUGGGUUGGUGGCAGGCUUGGUCGCGGAGUUUGCACAGAAGGCGGCGCGGAAGGCGGUGGCGCCUCGCCGGGGACCCGUUCGCCUAGGAAUGAUGAGGCACCUACUGGUUGCCAUUGAUUGCUCAGAAGCCAUGAACUGUCAAGACUUGAAACCUAUCAGGUUUUUAUGUACUCUGAAGUUAUUAGAGAAGUUUGUUGAAGAGUUUUUUGACCAGAAUCCUCUCAGUCAGCUUGGACUUAUAAUAAUGAAGAAUAAGAGAGCAGAGAAAAUUACAGAACUCUCUGGAAAUACUAGGAAACACAUAAAGGCUGUGCAAGGUUUAGCAAACAUGGUUUUGACUGGGGAACCAUCUUUACAAAACACCCUGGAGCUAGCGGGGCGGGUGCUGCGGCCCCUUCCAGGGCAUGCCUCCAGGGAAGUCCUCAUACUGUUUGCUUCACUCACCACCUGUGACCCGGGAGACAUCAACACUACUAUUCAGACAUUGAAAACAGAAGGCGUAAGAUGUUCAGUGAUUGGACUCGCAGCGGAAGUGCGGAUAUGUAAAAAGUUAUGUCAAGACACAGGAGGUGAAUAUGGGGUGGUGCUAGAUGAUGUCCACUACCGCUCCUUGCUGCUGUCUCACACGAUGCCCCCGGCUCGCGCGCGUGCGCUGGACGCGGGGCUCGUCAAGAUGGGCUUCCCGCACACCGCGCCGCCCACCGGCGCCGCCGACCCCGAUCCGCCCAUCACUGUCUGCAUGUGUCAUUUAGAAGAGGGUGAAGGCGUGAGCGGCGAGGGUCACUUCUGUCCGCAGUGCCGCAGUAAGUACUGCUCGCUGCCGGCGCAGUGCCGUACCUGCGGGCUCACGCUCGCCUCCGCGCCUCAUUUAGCCAGAUCCUAUCACCACCUGUUUCCAGUGGAGCCGUAUGAAGAGCUAACGAACGAGGGGCAAGCUCAGUAUUGUUUUGGUUGCUUGCGCUCCUUCACAGAUGUAGAUAAACAGAUAUACCGCUGCGGGCGUUGCAAGGAGUUCUACUGCUGGGAAUGCGAGAGCGUAGUAUCGGGCACGCUACACGUGUGCCCGGGGUGCUCUGCGCGCCCGCACCUCUACCAGCGGCUGCCCGACUGCUCGUGACCGGAGCCGUCGGCCCCGCCCGCGGCCCCGCCCUCCGCUGACGUCAUCGAUCUCACUGACAUAGAACCCGUCGCUUCAACCUCCAGGUACAUUGAGCCUGUUGCUUCUACGUCGAGGUACAUGCCGCCGAUGUGAAAGUGGAAUGGAGAAUCAAGUGUUUGGUAAAGGCUAGCUAAGGGCAAAAGUAAAUUUAAUGUGCAAUGUGUCGGAUUGUCCUGAUGGAUUGAAUAAAAAAAGCAUUUACUCAUAAGCCGAUAAUGCUACCAGAUCGGGCUGUGAGAGGGAAUAGCGGAAGCUGGUGAUGUUUGGUCAACAUUUUCAUGAUAUGUCAAUGUUGUGUGAUGAUUGAUGAUAGAUGGAAGAUGGUAUAACAAGUCAUGCUCAGCAUUUGUCAAAUACACUGGUGAAUAAAAAAAUCGACUCGGGUUUAGUUACCGGGCAUUUAGAAAAAUAUUCUACGCAGAUGGUUAUUUGCCAUAUUAUUGGUUGUUUUUAUUUUAUGACUAGAUAAAUGCCCCAAAAACCAGGUAUAUUCUUUGCCAAAAAAAAAUUUUUUUUUGGGUAAUUUUUCUAGUCAUAAAAUAUACCUAAUAAACGUAUUUAUAUGAAAUAUACCUAUUUUUUGUAGACAUUUAUAAAAACCCGGCAACAGAACUUGGAGUGGAUAUUUUUAACUACCAGUAGUGGCCUGACCUGACCUUCUUACCAGAAGAGAUGGAAUUUUCUUUGUAUCGCUUCAAAUGAGUUUAAAGGCACAAAACGUGUUUAUAAUCUUUAUAGAUGAAAUCUUUACUAUAUUGCAUAAUGUAAUAUUAAUGUUAUGGUCUUAUGGAACUCGUUAAUUAGAUUCAGAGCGUGUUUAUCCAUGAGCCAAGUCUGAGAAUCGUACGGCCUUUUUCAUAAUGAAAAGACUGACAUGUCCUUUUAAAGAAUAUAUCCAUGAGUUGUCAUAUUUCCUCAUAGUAGCUGAGUUAAAACGAAUUAAUGCUAUGUGUUAAGCAUCGUGUUACCAUAACAUGGUUUUAAAUAAUAAAUCUGUGGCUGGUCCACUAAGUGUAACUAUGGAAAUAUAAUUAUGUAACAUUUUUAUAA